GACCAUCUCCAUCAACUGCAUCACGGCGGCUCUGGGCGCGCUCUCCCUCUACAACAUGAGCACCGGGGACAAGUUCAGCCGAGGCAAGUCUGCGCGCUGCGGGCUGGUCUUCUCCGUGGGCAAGUUCUUCAGGUGGAUGGUGGACAGCCGGGUGGCGCUGAGGAUCCACGAGCACGCCGCCAUCUACCUGACCGCCUGCAUGGAGAGUCUGUUUAGGGAGGUGCUGGGCCGCGUCCUGCGCAGCGCGCUGGUGGAGAGGGACAACGGCAUCCCCAAGUUGACGGUGGAGACCCUGGAGCAAGCCAUCAACGGUGACUCGGAGAUGUGGGGUCUGCUGCAGCCCUACCAACACCUCAUCUGCGGCAAGAACUCCAGCGUCAACAAAAACGGCUCUGAUUGGCUCUCGUCUGUUUACGACAUCAUCGACCGACUGCUUUUCAUUGUGACGUCAACAUCUCCCAUAAGUUUAUGAAGAAAGUCUUGUUCCAUCAUUCUGACAUACGGUGUUAGAACAUGACAUGUGUCGUAUGUAAGUUCCGACCUUUAUAUCUCUAUAUAAAUAUCACAUAACUUCAUAUUUUAAAAACAUGUUAGAAACAUCAGGGCAGCUGUGGCUCAAACCAAACUUCCUGGUCAUCGCCGCCUGAACCUGUUCUUUAAAUACAGAACCCUAAUCCCAUCCUUCUCUUUGACUUUAUCCCGAGAACCCGAUCCGUCCUCUGCGGGAGAGAUGAUGCAUCUUAAUGGGAGGAGAUGACCUCCUCUUGUCAGUCUAUUAAAUUAACAGCAGGAGUCUCUCCUUUCUCCUCCCCUCACUCCUCGUCUUCCACACCAGAAUUUAUUGAGUUUCCUUUUACCGGGGAGAGAAGAGUAUCCUCCGUGCUCGCAAAUGUGGUGAUUUAUUUGGUUCUUAAUAAACUCCACCCGUGCCCACAUGCUUCUGGCACCGACUUUGUGUUGUCCAUUCUGUUAUUAAUAUUGUCUGGCCGUCCUCCCUUCCUUCUUUCCUUCCGUCCUUCCUUCUCUCCUUCCCUUGGCGUGGGAUUCGCAGAUGAGCUGACAGAUUGCUGUUGUCCUGCAGAAAACGCGAGCACGUCGGCCUACAAGCUGCUGGUGAUGGAUUUUUAUGCCCUGGUAAUUUCAUAAGAGCCACGGCUUCACCCGCUUCACUUCACCCGCCGGCUGUACGAGCAGCAGCAGCAGCAGCAGCAGCAGCAGCAGCAGUGAUCACUGAUUGUGAAUUUAUGAGCAGUUGUUUUGUGACACUGUUGAAUUUUAUGAGCUAAGAUUUUUUCUCUAACGUAUGUGGUUCGUGUACAUAUUGAAUAUGUAUUUCAUCGGAUUCGCAGUCUUUUCAGUAACAGUAAAGCGUACUGACAUAUAACUGCUGGAGACGUGCAGUCAGGACGACCGAGACCAGUCCAAAAACCUGUGGUUUGUUAACUGUGUCAUUGCUGCCUGGACUUUUCCCAGAAACUAGGUUAAAGCACCGUGUUAGCAGGACAUCUGUGAGUGUUAAAGGGACGUGUUGCUUAAAGGGACGGUUCAGGUUGUUUUGAGGUAUGUUUCAUAUUGACUUUACCUUCAGCCACAAUUUUUUAAUUUUUAAAAAAGGGUCGGAUUGAAACCCCAAAUGGGACAGUUUUGGCCCAAGGACCGUAUAUUUACCACUCCUGGACUAAAAGUUUAAAUUAGAGGGGCAAACCCCCCCCCCCCCCCCCGAU
This is a messenger RNA of Cynoglossus semilaevis (tongue sole), 1724 nucleotides long. RefSeq names its product ankyrin repeat and BTB/POZ domain-containing protein BTBD11-A-like. Bases 56 to 472 code for a protein of 138 amino acids. The record is from RefSeq and is a predicted model, not a curated record. The transcript has 2 exons. Gene Ontology annotation, molecular function: protein heterodimerization activity; structural constituent of chromatin; DNA binding. NCBI's taxonomy places the organism in Eukaryota, Metazoa, Chordata, Actinopteri, Pleuronectiformes, Cynoglossidae. Gene Ontology annotation, cellular component: nucleosome.